Rhizophagus irregularis DAOM 181602=DAOM 197198 is the source of this 1422-nucleotide messenger RNA. The record is from RefSeq and is a predicted model, not a curated record. Lineage: Eukaryota; Fungi; Glomeromycota; Glomeromycetes; Glomerales; Glomeraceae.
AUGUCCCUGAGUCGGCCAGCACGAACUGCUAUAUUUAGUAAAGGAGGGAUAAAAUGUAAAGAAUGUAAGAAAAGAAAAAUUAUACUAGACGAAAAUCAUGAAACUUGUCAAUUAUGUUAUGAAAUGUUCAAACCUAAUUUAAGUGGGAAAAAAGUCAUUGAUGACUUUAUCAGAAAUACACAAAUUAAUUUUGUUACAGGUUCAAAACGUUGGACAUUGGAGUUUCUUAAAGCAUAUUAUCAGAUUUUUUUAAAUAAUUUUUUUAUGACUGAUGGUAUUAGUGAAUAUUUUGGAAUUACUCAAGAUCCUAUUACUAAAGAUAUGAUGAUUAUAAUGCCAUAUUAUUGUUCAGGUGAUUUGGUACAUUAUCUAAGUAAUGACUUUUUUAAUAUUAGUUGGGAAACAAAAUUGCAUGGGUUAUUUUUUAUAUUAACUGGACUUGAAAAAAUACAUCGGGCAAAUAUUAUCCACAAAGAUUUACAUAGUGGAAAUAUCUUUUUUGACAAAUAUCAUUAUGCGUACAUAGGUGAUCUGGGAAUAAGUAGAUCUGCAACUGAAUCAAAUAAUGAUAAUGAGAAAUAUGGUAUUAUUCCUUAUAUGGCACCAGAGAUUUUUCAAGGACAAAAAUAUACUGAAGCUUCAGAUAUAUAUAGUUUUGGAAUGAUUAUGUGGGAAAAUAUGACAGGUAGAAGACCUUUUUGGGAUGAAAUUCAUGAUAUAGAACUUAUAAUCAAAAUAUGUGAUGGUUUACGACCACCAAUUGUUACAAAUGCACCCAAAGGAUAUAUUGAAUUGAUGAAGGGAUGCUGGCAUUCUGAUCCAGAAAAAAGACCAACAGCUAGAGAUAUAUCUUGGAAAAUUGAUAAAAUGCAUAAUAAUGAAACUAAUAUAAAUCAAACUAAAAUUAUUAAAUCAUCAGAUAUUGGACCUGCAACAUUAACUAAUCCAGUUGCCAUUUAUAAGAGUAGACCUUUAAGUCGCAUGAUUCAAUCUGCAAUGUCUUUAAGGAGUUCAAGGGGUCGAUCUAUCGACACAUUUUAUUAUUAUCAAAAAAAUACUGAUAAAAGAAAGUUAGAAGAUGAUUCAGUUGAAGAUAGUAAUGACAAUGAACAAAGUAUUAAAAGAAGAAAAUUUCUUGAAAAUGAAAAUAGUGAUUACUUUACAAAAGAAAUUGAAUUAGAUAUUAAUAUGAGCUCUAAUCAACCUCGUGAUAAAGAAGAUUGUUGUAAAGACGAUAAUUAUGAAGAAGAUAAUCGUAAUAAAGAGAAUGAGUUGGCUUUAAGGCUUAAAGAGCUUGAAUAUUGGGAAAAAGAUUUAGCAUUAAAAGAACGAGAAAUUGCAUUAAGGGAACGUGAAGCUAAAAUUCGUGAAAUGGAAUUAUAUAAUUGUGAAAUAGAGCGUCAAUUAAAAUUGGCUAAUUAA